AUGGACAGCUUCGACCUGUCGGAGCAGCGGAUCGUGCAGCUGGAGCAGAUUCCGCUCGAAAUCCGCCGCCAAGUGGAGACGGGGGACGGCGUGGAGUACGCGCUGGACCUGUCGCUCAACCGGCUGCGGGGUAUCGACCAGAUCGGCGUCUUCGAACACGUCAGCCAGCUGGAUCUGUCGGGGAACCAGCUCGAGAACGUGAACGGGGUCCAGGCGCUGCGGCGUCUGCAGAGUCUGGAUCUGUCUCGCAACUGCAUCGCCACGGUGGACUUGUUGGCUCUGCUGCCGGCUCUGCAGGUGCUCAAGGUGGCGGAGAACAGCCUCACGAGCAUUGACGCGCUGCAGCUGCUGCCAGAGCUGCGGGUGGUGGACGCCUCCUACAACCGGAUCACCAAGUGGCCUCCCUUGGCGGGCUUGAGCUUGCUGGAGACGCUGGACUUGUCGGACAACAUGCUGGGGGCGUUUUCGUCCUCUCUAUCCGCGACGCUCUUCCCUUCGAGGCUUCGGCGUCUUUCAAUUGCACGGAACCAGAUCGACAAGAUUUGCGGUAUUGCUUGUCUGGGGAUGCAGCUGCCGAUGCUGGAGUUCUUCGCUUUCGAUGGAAAUCCGAUUGUGCUUGAGGUUGCACGCAGUGGUGGGCAGCUCGAGCGGCUCCUUGCGACGCUGUUCCCUAAUUUACCGCUCAGCAACGACGGAGGGCUCACUAUGACUGGUCGCAGACACGAAGAGUUCGCACCUCCUCCUCAUACGAUGAAUUCCCUCAAACGCGCUAUACUCGAAGGCCGCGAAGAAGUCCUGGACGAGUUUCUCGUUACGGGGUCGGUGGCGGGUCAAGUCAGUCCUGUGAUGCCCCCACCUCCCCCAGUAGAACGUCCACUUCCUCCUAGUCGGCAGCAAUUUCCGCUAACUGAGGCUGGCGAUGGUCAAGGCCAAGCUCUCGACAACCCCCUAUCACACGACAGCAAGAUGGAGAUUUGGAAACGCAUUCAGGAGGAUCGCAAGGCACAGUUCUGUCAAAGCAGUGCCUCGACAUUCACUAGUAGCGCCGUCAAGCGGGACAAGUCUGUGAGGUGGGAGCAGCAGAUUGAGCAGCCCGUUCCAGUUCCCCCGUUCCAAGAUGAUGUCCGAAAGCCCGCUCUCACUACUGCAGACCUGGCUGUUCCAGAGCCAUCUCCACAAGCGAUGGCAGCUCUCGAUUCGUCCAGUCUGAGCGUGAUGAAACCAUUGGAGGCAUCGACAGUUCCCUCCGCAAUUGAUCCGAUGAAAGGCUCGCCUUCACAAAAUAGUCCGGACAACGAUGCACUCACGAAAAGAGUAAAGGCACUCGCAGAUCAAGUGGUUACGAUGCGCAAAUACAUGAAGGUGUGGGUCAAACGUGAGAAGAUGCAGCUUCAGCAGAUCUGUGCGGUGCAAGGCGCUGCCAUCAGCUCUCUCUGGGAUAACCAAAAGGGUGACGACUCGGAUGUGGAGAGGAAAGUCAUUCGCUUUGAGGUUUCGGCAAACGACGGACAGCGCAACAAUGAUGAGAAGGAUUCGUCUCCAGAGAUGCAUACUGCGAUCGAGGUGAAUGAGAUGAAGAAACAGCUAGAGCACCAGGCUCGUGAGAUCUAUGCACUGAAGCAACAACUGCAAGCACUUCAGAAUCUGGUAGCUGGUCUUGCGGCUACUAAGUUUGAGCAUGUGUCGUAG
Phytophthora sojae is the source of this 1689-nucleotide messenger RNA. RefSeq lists its product as hypothetical. The transcript is spliced from 6 exons. Gene Ontology annotation, molecular function: protein binding. The coding region runs from base 1 to 1689 and encodes 562 amino acids. Lineage: Eukaryota; Oomycota; Peronosporomycetes; Peronosporales; Peronosporaceae. Gene Ontology annotation, cellular component: cytoplasm. The record is from RefSeq and is a predicted model, not a curated record.